AUGUGUCCACAGGAGAGUCGUUUCGGUUCACCGAUAAUGAGCCCGCGAGGCAUCCCCAGCUCAGAUCCGAAUGACACAGAAGACAGUGGUACGGUAGUAUUAAUAGGUGAUUCUCCUUUCAGUAAUAUCGACUCUCCAAAUACCCCUGUUGAUCCUAACACCGAUGAUUUUGUGAGUCAGAAUCCGCACAACGCCGAGCAGAUUCGUAGCACUUUUCGUUAUGAACCAGUAGAAUGGAUUGAUGAAUGA
Molecule: messenger RNA, 249 nt
Organism: Gregarina niphandrodes
Lineage: Eukaryota; Apicomplexa; Conoidasida; Eugregarinorida; Gregarinidae
Exons: 1
Coding region: 1-249 (82 amino acids)
Source: RefSeq, a predicted model, not a curated record